Messenger RNA from Manihot esculenta (cassava), 928 nucleotides. RefSeq names its product VQ motif-containing protein 9. The transcript has a single exon. NCBI's taxonomy places the organism in Eukaryota, Viridiplantae, Streptophyta, Magnoliopsida, Malpighiales, Euphorbiaceae. The record is from RefSeq and is a predicted model, not a curated record. The coding region runs from base 271 to 840 and encodes 189 amino acids.
AUAAUUAAAUUAUUGUGUUGACGUAAGCAAUCACCUCCCUCUCGAGUCUCACCGUCGGCCAUUGACAAACGGUACAUGCAUAAAUCAAACUAAAAUUUGACUUUCUGUUGAUUUUCCCACCCAACAAAUUCAUCAAUGGCCGUUGCCUUCUUCUUGUCUUAUUAAAUCAUUUCUGCUCCUGCAAAUAUUCUUCCUCGCGACUUCUCUAUAUCUAUAUAUACACAAAGUAUUCUUCUGAUUAUUUCACGUUCAUUUCUCAUUCAUAUAACAAUGGAGGCCUACUCUUCUAGCUCUUCCUCUUCCUCUUCAUCAACACUCUACUUUUCGCAAUACCCACAAGAAGGAAAGGGCCUGAAAGUAUCACAAAUGAUUCAUUCUGUUCGUAAGCCCCAGCUGAAGCCAUGGAAGAAACCAAUUGCACCUUUGGCACCAACUCCGCCGAGAGUCUACAAAGUCGACCCUAUAAACUUCAGGGAUCUUGUUCAGAAGCUCACCGGUGCAGUACCUGAGUCCUCGCUGCCUCAGCAGCGGCUCCAACGUGUGGCGCCUCCUCCACUUAAUCUUCAGAAAGAAAAACCUGCAUUGUUUAGCAAAGAGUUCGCAGCAGCACCAACUCUGCAGCUUCUUCCUUCCCCUGUAGAAACCCCAUUUUCUGAUUUAUAUCAGGAGUUGAUGUCUGAAACACCUGCUGAUCCAAAACCUAGGAAGGUGUCGGAAAGUGUAAUAGCAUCGAAUUCUCUCGAACUGAAUCUGCUGUCCCCAUCUACUCAUGUUUGGUGUUCGUUUCCUCUUCUGAGUCCUGGAACGCUUUCCAGUUUGGAGCAAAGCACGGUCCUGUAAUUUAGUGAAGCAGCUUAGUUUCUUGCUUCAUUUCCCCUUUCUUUAAGCUUCAAAGAGAUGAAGAAAAUAUAAAAAUACUCUUUUUUUU